AUGAGUAACAGAGGUAACAGUGAAAAUAGUAGUGGAAUGAGUAACAGAGGUAACAGUGAAAAUAGUAGUGGAAUGAGUAACAGAGGUAACAGUGAAAAUAGUAGUGGAAUGAGUAACAGAGGUAACAGUGAAAAUAGUAGUGGAAUGAGUAACAGAGGUAACAGUGAAAAUAGUAGUGGAAUGAGUAACAGAGGUAACAGUGAAAAUAGUAGUGGAAUGAGUAACAGUGAAAAUAGUAGUGGAAUGAGUUACAGAGGUAACAGUGAAAAUAGUAGUGGAAUGAGUAACAGAGUUAACAGUGAAAAUAGUAGUGGAAUGAGUAACAGAGGUAACAGUGAAAAUAGUAGUGGAAUGAGUAACGGAGGUAACAGUGAAAAUAGUAGUGGAAUGAGUAACAGAGGUAACAGUGAAAAUAGUGUAAUGAGUAACAGAGGUAACAGUGAAAAUAGUAGUGGAAUGAGUAACAGAGGUAACAGUGAAAAUAGUAGUGGAAUGAGUAACAAAGGUAACAGUGAAAAUAGUAGUGGAAUGAGUAACAGUGAAAAUAGUAGUGGAAUGAGUAACAGAGGUAACAGUGAAAAUAGUAGUGGACUGAGUAACAGAGGUAACAGUGAAAAUAGUAGUGGAAUGAGUAACAGAGGUAACAGUGAAAAUAGCAGUGGAAUGAGUAACAGAGGUAACAGUGAAAAUAGUAGUGGAAUGAGUAACAGAGGUAACAGUGAAAACAGUAGCAGCAUUUUAAGGGGUAACAUAGUGCCUGGCUGGGGCAUUACAUUGGAACUGUAUUUGGAGCAGGGGUAA
This is a messenger RNA of Protopterus annectens (West African lungfish), 801 nucleotides long. Its product is annotated as sericin-2-like. The transcript has a single exon. The coding region runs from base 1 to 801 and encodes 266 amino acids. NCBI's taxonomy places the organism in Eukaryota, Metazoa, Chordata, Ceratodontiformes, Protopteridae. The record is from RefSeq and is a predicted model, not a curated record.